AGAGGAAGUGAGGUCACGUGUAAGAGAGUUCUGGCCUGCAUUUAUUCAUGCAAAUUACAGUGUGCUGUGAAUAAUGAGUGUUUGUUUUGUUGUGGAGAGGAUGUUUUUUUGUUUCUGUCCGAAUGCUGUGCCAUUGUGUUGUUUGUGGACUCAAAGUUUCAAGCAAAUUGGGAUUGGGUCAGCCCCAACCUCUUUCUUUUAUUUUCUUUUAAUUUUAAUUUUUAUUUUUAUUCUCUCUCUCUCUCUCUCUAGAGGAUUUUUCUUUUUUUCUUUUUCUUUUUCUUGGUUUUCUUUUAACUCUCUAAACAAGGAGGUACUGUAGAGAGAGAGCUUUAUAUACAAUAGACUUUGCGUCUAACCUUACCUGCACAAAUGUGAGCGAGUGAGUGAGGGGUCAAUGAAUGAAAUGAAACAACAAAGCCAAAGAAAAGCUAAUUCAUCAGCCCCAUAGCCAAAACCAAGAAAGCCAAACAAAAGCUAAAAAGCUUAAAAGCUUAAAGAAAGUUGAUUGCAGAAAGCAAGAGCUUUUCUUUUCUUUUCUUUUCUUUCCUUUGUCCACGUUCUCUCUCUCUCUCUCUCUCUACCUCUCACUACCCAUUUUCUUUCUUCUAUCAGUAAAGCUGAAAACCCCACUACACCCAAAAAAAAAAAAAAACAGAAAAGAAAAGAAAAAAAACCAACUUCACCACCUGUACAGGUAAAGCUUGAUUUCUUUCUUUCUUUCACUUCACCAAUAACAACAUAUAGUCUUCAAUUUCCAAUAAUAAUAAUCCAUCCAUGCUAGACAAAAACACCACCACCACUACCACCACCACCACCACCUUGUCCGCUCCAAUAUCUCCUUCUUCUGAUCCUUUCUCUGCAGCCUUGGAUAAUGGUGUCACCAACAGCAACAACAAAAGGAAAAGAAAACCUGCAGGAACUCCAGAUCCAGAUGCAGAGGUUGUAUCUUUGUCGCCAAGGACUUUACUGGAAUCGGAUAGAUACGUAUGUGAGAUCUGUAACCAAGGGUUUCAAAGAGACCAGAACUUACAAAUGCAUAGAAGAAGGCAUAAAGUACCAUGGAAAUUGUUGAAAAGAGAAACACAAGAAGUGAAGAAAAGAGUCUAUGUUUGUCCAGAGCCAAGUUGUUUGCACCAUGACCCUUGCCAUGCUUUAGGAGAUCUUGUUGGUAUAAAGAAACACUUUAGGAGGAAACACAGUAAUCACAAGCAGUGGGUUUGUGAGAAAUGUUCUAAAGGUUAUGCUGUCCAAUCUGAUUACAAAGCCCACCUUAAGACUUGUGGCACUAGGGGUCAUUCUUGUGACUGUGGCCGUGUCUUUUCCAGCACUUGGCUUUUCAGGGUAGAGAGUUUUAUUGAGCACCAAGAUGCUUGUACAGUAAGGAGAACCCAACCUGAUCAACUACAAGCAUUACAGCCAGCUUGCUCUUCAAGAACUGCUUCAAGCACUAGUCCUUCAAGUGAUGCAAAUUUUAGCAUUAGUGGUCCAUUGCCAGGAUUAACAAUGCCAAAACCAACAGCUGAUAAUCAACAACCUGCAAUUUUCUUGUGCUCAUCGGAUAGAAAUAACCACGCUUCUACUUCUAAUCAUCAUCAUCAGCAGCAGCCGCCGCAGCACCAGAAGCAGCAAGAACACAAUCUUGAACUUCAACUCUUACCAUCAUCAGUUUCAACUCGCUUAUCAUCUUCACAGAAUCAUGAUGAUCAACGUUACCACCCCACAAAUUUGAAGCUUUCAAUAGGGUCAUCAUCAUCAAAUGACUGCAGCGAAAAGAAUGAAUUGAAUGAAAAAGCUAAUUUGGAUGCUAAUAGAGAGAAAAGCGUAGGUGAUCCAGCUCUAGAAGCAGCAAAAGUCAAAGAGUUUGCUAAUGAGCAGUUGAGAUUAGCUAUGGCUGAGAAGGCAUACGCUGAGGAUGCUAGACAACAGGCAAAGAGACAACUUGAAAUGGCAGAACUAGAAUUUGCUAAUGCUAAGAGGAUAAGGCAACAAGCUCAGUCUGAACUUGAAAAGGCUCAAGUUUUAAGAGAACAAGCUACCAAGAAGAUAAGCUCGACUAUGAUGCAAAUUACUUGUCAAGCUUGCAAACAACAAUUUCAAGCACCAGCACCGGUGGUUGCACCGGCGGAUGAGACUUCACUUGCCAUGAGUUACAUGUCGUCAGCAACAACUGAGGGAGAAGGAGAGUGACAUAAUCCCAAACUGCUCAUAAUCAUGCAGCUCAUGAGUUGAAGAAAGUUAUAAAAGGUCGAUAUAUUUAAGCAAAAUCCCCCUUACUCUUUUCAGAUGAUUUGUUUUUUGGUUGUUGAUUUUAAAAAUAUGAAGUAGGUGUUUUAAUUAACCAUUGUGGUGGUGUUAAUUAAAUUAAUUUGGAGUGGAGCAAACGGUUCUCUUGUACUACUGAUUUAAAAUUUAUGAUUCAUAUUAUAUAAUAUAAUAUAAUAUAUCUUCA
This is a messenger RNA of Ricinus communis (castor bean), 2452 nucleotides long. RefSeq names its product zinc finger protein SHOOT GRAVITROPISM 5. Gene Ontology annotation, cellular component: nucleus. Gene Ontology annotation, molecular function: DNA-binding transcription factor activity. The transcript is spliced from 3 exons. The coding region runs from base 778 to 2190 and encodes 470 amino acids. NCBI's taxonomy places the organism in Eukaryota, Viridiplantae, Streptophyta, Magnoliopsida, Malpighiales, Euphorbiaceae. The record is from RefSeq and is a predicted model, not a curated record.